Messenger RNA from Catharus ustulatus (Swainson's thrush), 1974 nucleotides. It is a transcript of the gene SIKE1, whose product is annotated as suppressor of IKBKE 1. Lineage: Eukaryota; Metazoa; Chordata; Aves; Passeriformes; Turdidae. The record is from RefSeq and is a predicted model, not a curated record. The transcript has 5 exons. Bases 149 to 760 code for a protein of 203 amino acids.
UGGCCGCGGGCGGAAGCGGCGUCCCGGCCCCGCGGGUUCGCGUCCGCCCGCGCCCGGCGGCGGGGCCGGAGCGGGGCCGAGAGCGGGGAGCGGCGGCGGGGCCGCGAGGGACAUGGGCCGGCCGCGGGGCUGAGCAGCGCCGCCCGCCAUGAGCUGCACCAUCGAUAAGAUCCUGACGGACGCGCGGACGCUGCUGGAGCGGCUGAAGGAGCACGACACGGCGGCCGAGUCGCUCAUCGACCAGUCGGCCGUGCUGCACCGGCGCGUGGCCGCCAUGCGGGAGGCGGGCGCGGGCUGCGCCGACCAGGGCCCGGGCCCCGCGGCGGAGCGACCCGACCCGUCCCGGCUGCGGCCGCACGUGGUGCUGGCGCAGGAGAACACGCAGAUCCGCGACCUGCAGCAGGAGAACAGGGAGCUGUGGGUCUCGCUGGAGGAGCACCAGGACGCGCUGGAACUCAUCAUGAGCAAGUACAGGAAGCAGAUGUUACAGCUGCUGGAAGGGAGAAAACGUGAAGAGGCUGAGCCAGUCUUGAAAGUCCAUCAGGCUAAUUCUGGGGAAAUUGAAAGUCAAAUAGACAGAAUAUGUGAGAUGGGAGAGGUGAUGAGAAAAGCUGUUCAAGUGGAUGAUGAGCAGUUCUUUAAAGUUCAGGAGAAACUGGCUCAGUUGGAGCUUGAAAACAAAGAGCUGCGUGAGCUGCUGUCGAUCAGCAAAGAAUCCUUCGAGGUGGGGAGAGAAGAUCUGCCAGACUGUGAAGCUUAGGCCAAAAAACCUCAUCUGCCAGCCUUCAGAGACUGUUACGAAACUACCUGACAAGGAUUUGUUGUUUCAGGUGUUUCCUUGUAUAUUUGUUUUAUCUUUAAAGUGUGUGGGCUGUUUUCUCUGCGUUUUUCUAAAGUGUUGAUGGCAAAAGCUUGCACCCUGCUCUUAGUACCUGCAGCACUCACUUGUUUAACACUGAAUAUUUGAUGUGUCCUCCCUUGUGAUGGUUUGUUUCCUCUCCCUUUGUUAUUUUUUUAUGAGCUGUAGUUAAUAAUUCCAGUUGUGCAGAUGGCUCUUAAAUCCACCUUGUCUAUAGCUAGAGAACAAAAUGCAGGUUGUGAUUAUUGUGCUUGAUAGAAGGAAUAGGAGAUGAUUGAGAAACCAUAGUGUGAGAGGCAGGGAUGUGCUCUGGCUGCUCAGGGCAGCUGGGCUCUGCAGAGUGAGUGACUUUGUGUCCUGGCCACUGCUGAGAGAGCAGCAGAGCACUUGAAGGAGUCACUCCUAUUCAGAGCAAACUUCACCUUGUUUUAGGGGUGAAGAUUGGAGUUAACAACCCUCCCUGACACACACAUUUUUGAAGGAUGAAUCUUUUUUGAUAGCUGGACCUUCCCAGUGCUCCCAGUUACCAGGCAGCUCUGCUGUGUUGGUGUGCUCAGAGCUUGCCAGAGCACAGCACCUGCACAUCAAAGCUCUUCAGCCUCCCACAAAUUUGGGUUUGGGCAGAGGGAGUUCAGGUCUGCGUCAAAACAAACCAAACCACCCCCACAGACAGAAUUUUAAUGUCACACCACGGGUGAGUCUGGUGUUCCACAGUCACUGCAGGUCCUGUGCCGAGUGGAAUUAGAGGUGCAGUGUUGUAGGAGUUUCUCAGAGUGGUAUUUUUAUUUUAUCUUUUGUAUAAAAGAUUUCUGUCCUGCCUGUAAUCGAAGAACAAUCUUCCAAGAACGGUAAGCAUCUCAUUUCCACUAUUAGCUUAAAUUUUUAAUGCCACUUUUCCCAAGUGAGACCUUUGAUAGAUGCAGAAGGUGACUCAUUCCUGUGCUUACUGAGAGACAGUGAACACUGGAGGCAUUGAGAACAUUUGGAAUACCCAGCAAGACUGGUAGAUACAGGAUAGGGAAUUUCUGUACAGGAGUGCUCUUGUAUACAAUCCUUUUCUAUUGGAAAUUGUUCAGGAGGAAAUAAUAAAAAAAAGGGAAAUACUGUCUCAAGUG